Paramecium tetraurelia is the source of this 1070-nucleotide messenger RNA. RefSeq lists its product as uncharacterized. Lineage: Eukaryota; Ciliophora; Oligohymenophorea; Peniculida; Parameciidae. The transcript is spliced from 3 exons. The record is from RefSeq and is a predicted model, not a curated record.
AUGAAUUAAAAUAAAGAGAAUGAAUAUGUCUCAGAUGUCCAAGGUUAUUUCACCAACAAAUGCAUGACAUCAACAAGGAGUACUUCACUACAUGAGGAGAAUACAAUGAAGUUUAGUCGAAGCAAUAAUUUAUUUGAAUAAAAACAACAAGAAAAUGAAAAAGAAUUAAAAAGGAAAUGGUCUGAUAUUGCUAAGGAUUGGUAGAGGAAUAAAAGGGAUGUGAAAGUAUUCCAAUUAGCUGAGUUUGGUAUCCCAAUAAGUGCCAGAAAAUAAAUUUGGCCUCUCAUUGUUGGCAAUAAGCUAUAAAUUACAAAAGAACUUUAUAAUAUUUUACAAACUCAAAGUAAGACUUUUAAAUUUGAUUAACGAAAGCCUUUGGGAAGAAUGUCUUCAUUCAAUCACAUCAAAUAAGACUUAGGAAGAACCUUCAAAAAUGAAAGUCUACAAAAAAUAUUUCAUCCAGGAGGUCCCCUCAGUGAGAAUUUAUAAUCCAUUCUUGAAGUGUUUUGCCUAUAUCGACCUGAUAUUGGUUAUGUAUAGGGUAUGACUUAUGUGGGAUCAAUCCUCCUAACAUACUUUGAUGACUAUUAGGCAUUUGUAAUUUUUAGUAGUUUGAUAACGCAUCCUCAAUUGAUAUCCAUAUUCAUGCUUGAUGAAUAGAAUCUCUAAAUCAUAUUUCAAUAAUUUGAAAAACUCAUUAAACUCAACAUUCCCCAAGUUCAUAAACUAUUUAAAUAAUAUAAUAUCAAUUGUACUAAUUAUUUGCUCGAUUGGAUCUUGACUCUCUUUGCAAAGCCUUUAAACCCCGAUAUUGUAGGCAGAAUUUGGGACAGAAUGCUCUUUAAUGGCACACACAUUCUAUGGAAAUGUGGAAUUGCUAUAUUGAAGAUAUUAUAUCCAAAAUUCAAGGAUUAGGAGAAGACAUUAUAGAGUUUAAAAAAUCCUGAUAUCAAAGAUGAUGAAUUGUUGUAAGAGAUGAAGAGUAUAAAUUAUCCCUUUGAAGUUUAAGAGGUUUUAGGUAAUAUUGAAUUAUGAUAUACUUCAUAUGGAUAUAAUUAUUCUCUUGGUGA